This is a messenger RNA of Pectinophora gossypiella (pink bollworm), 1863 nucleotides long. Its product is annotated as pickpocket protein 28-like. Gene Ontology annotation, cellular component: membrane. The transcript is spliced from 14 exons. Gene Ontology annotation, molecular function: ligand-gated sodium channel activity. Gene Ontology annotation, biological process: sodium ion transmembrane transport. The record is from RefSeq and is a predicted model, not a curated record. Lineage: Eukaryota; Metazoa; Arthropoda; Insecta; Lepidoptera; Gelechiidae. Bases 176 to 1798 code for a protein of 540 amino acids.
AGUUCGCCUCAAAAAGUCGGAGUCUAAAGACCUUAUGUGAAAAAGGCCGCCGGAGCAUUGAGUGUUUGGUUGUGUGAAAUAUCAGUCCAAAUAUUUAAAAAAAAGACAAAUAGAUGAAUACAUAUACAAAAAACUGUUCAGUGUAUAGUGCGUGAGAUUAGAAUUGUCAUCAAACAUGACUGAAGACUUUAGUCACAUGUCGCCGAAAGGCUACCAGCUGCAGGGGCCGAAUGAGCCCCAGAAACUUCAUUUGCAAGAGAAAGAGGCGCCCAAGCUGAGGAAAACGCCUCGACCCUUUCGUGACAACCUGCGGGAGUUCAUGUCGAACACCACGCUCCAUGGGUUCCGGUAUAUCCUGGAUGAUCAGUACACGUGGGUGGAAAGGUUAUGGUGGGUGGUGAUGGUGAUAACCAGCGUGGUGGUAUGCGCCAUCUUCAUCCACAAGGUGUGGGUCAAAUGGGACGAGACGCCGGUCAUCGUCUCCUUCGCUGACACCUCCAACUCCGUGUGGCAUAUUCCUUUCCCAGCUGUAACCUUGUGCAGCGAGACAAAGCCUCGACAGAGAGUGUUUAACUUUACCAAAGCAUCUUUCGAUCGAUGGGCUGAUCCUACGACCAUCAGUCCUGAAGAUUUGCAAACUUAUUACGACAUGUUGUUGUUAUGUAACAACGAUCGAAGUGAUGGUCCAGAUUUUGCCAAUGUGAGCGCUAUCAAAACUCUACAGAGGCUGGCGCCAACCCUAGACGAGGUGUUCCUAGCGUGCCUGUGGGAUAACCUGACGUGUCCACAGAUGUUCACCCACACGCUCACCAAGGACGGCUACUGCUUCACCUUCAACAUGCUCUCCGCUGAAGAGAUGUUCCGAAUGGAGAAUCUUCACAAGGAUUAUUAUCACGUAGCAGGACAUAACAGAAGCGAAUGGACUUUAGAAAGGGGAUAUCCUCAAGACGCUUCCGUCAACACCUACCCUCUAAGAGGUCCGAGUUAUGGAGGUGUGGAGUUCGAGGUUAUUCUACUGACGGACAUUCGAGAUUUGGAUCAAGUUUGCCGAGGACCCGUGCAAGGAUUUAAAAUCUGGCUCCACAACCCGGCAGAGUUACCAAACAUGGGCCAGAACUUCUUCCGUCUACCCAUCAAAUUUCAAUCCGCCGCGGCUAUCACCCCUAGAGUCAUGGACACUUCAGAGGGGCUGAGGCACUAUCCUCCGCGCAAGCGUCAGUGUUACUUUCCGGAGGAAAGGUACCUCCGCUUCUUCCGGACUUAUACCCAGAGGAACUGCGAGCUGGAGUGUUCUUCCAACCACACUGCGAGGCGGUGCGACUGUGUGCCUCUGUAUAUGCCUCAUGGCCCGGAGACGAAAGUAUGCGGCGGUGGCAAAAAGAGUUGCAUAAUUCAAGCUUUAGAGGAGCUCUCGCUAUCCAAGUCCUCGUUAAAACCGGAGUCGAAGGAGGAAGUCCACCAAUGCGACUGUCUGCAAGCUUGCACCGAGUUGAAGUAUGACGCUGAGGUGUCCCAGGCGGUGUACGACCUCACCACUUACAGGAGGAAUCCUAACCCUGAUAUUGCUAAUGAAUCGAGGCUACCGUCAGGGCUGGUGGUCUACUUCGCCGAGGAGUUGUUCACGUCACUGCGCCGCUCGGAGCUGUACGGCGGCGUGGACUUCCUCGCCAACUGCGGCGGUAUCAUGGGGCUGUUCAUGGGCUUCUCCUUCCUUAGUCUUGUUGAGAUCAUCUACUAUUUCACUAUGAGAUUAUGGUGUCAAAUACGAAGGUCUGCUACAGUUGUUGCAGCAGAGUAAAUUAAUGAAGUACCUACGGUAUCUACUUACUUAAUUAGUUAUAAGUUUUGAAUCUCGAGUUGUGG